AUGUUAGCAAAGGCAGCAGCUCACAGUGAUCGAGGCGAGGGUGGUGGUGGUGGACCCCAGUCUUUGUGCAAUCUGUAUGAUGAGACUAAAACAGAAGAGGAUUUGAAAGCAGAGUAUUUGUGUCCGUUUUGCAGCGAGGAUUUUGAUGUUGUUGGUCUCUUUUGCCACAUCGAUGAAGAGCAUCCUGCUGAAGCCAAGAAUGGGGUAUCAUAUUCUUAUCGAGUUCUAUUGAUGGAUGUAAAUUUGACUGGAGAUUACGUGCAGCGUAAGAGGAGACUGCAGAAGGGGGGAGCUAACUCAGCAUUUUCUAUACUGAGAAAAGAGCUGCGAGAAGGAAGUUUACAAUCCCUUCUUGGUGGAUCUUCGUGCUCUGUUUCGUCCUCCAAUACAGAACCUGAUCCAUUGCUUUCACCUUUCAUAUUUCUUGUCAUAGUUUUGCAGAAUUGGAAAACUUAAAACUAAGGUUCAACUUCCUGUGGUAUGAUGUUUAUGUUUUCCUUUUCCGUCAAUCUUUACACUAGUUCAGUUUUUUUAUAUUUUUAUAGUGAAAAGAGUUGUACUGUAACCUAGUUUCCAUGGAAAUUUCACAUGCCCAUU
Populus trichocarpa (black cottonwood) is the source of this 597-nucleotide messenger RNA. Its product is annotated as protein DEHYDRATION-INDUCED 19 homolog 4-like. The transcript is spliced from 3 exons. The coding region runs from base 1 to 456 and encodes 151 amino acids. The record is from RefSeq and is a predicted model, not a curated record. NCBI's taxonomy places the organism in Eukaryota, Viridiplantae, Streptophyta, Magnoliopsida, Malpighiales, Salicaceae.